Cephus cinctus (wheat stem sawfly) is the source of this 801-nucleotide messenger RNA. Its product is annotated as COMM domain-containing protein 8. The record is from RefSeq and is a predicted model, not a curated record. The coding region runs from base 223 to 765 and encodes 180 amino acids. NCBI's taxonomy places the organism in Eukaryota, Metazoa, Arthropoda, Insecta, Hymenoptera, Cephidae. The transcript is spliced from 4 exons.
UAUUUGACAUGUCGGAUUAAGCGUUCUAACCUAUUGUCAUUUAAAAUUAAUAUUAGUAAGAAGAGCUAGUGACAAGAAUCAAGACGAAGUACGUCAAGAGUUUAAGGAGAAACACAAUGCUUGCUAAAACAGUGGUGUACACGUAACAGAGAUAUUGUGUGCGGCACAAAUAAACAGUUCUACAAAAUUUGGAAAAUCCUGGAACAGAAUUGCAACAAUAUUAUGGGUGACAACCAAGCCUCCUACGGAGCUCUGUUAGCUAGAAUCAAUGAAGAUAAUCUAAAUCAGCUGAUACAUGCAUGUAUCGAUGAAGUCUGUGGCUACCCUGGACUGUCUCAUCAGCCUUUUGCUAACAACGUCGAUUUGAAUAAGGAUGAAUACAUUGUUGUCCACAAAUUGUUUUUAAGAAUUCUAAGUAAUCCUGCUAUAUUACAUCCUAAUGAAGAAAAGGUGCUUGAAGAAUAUUAUCAAGAUUUCCCAUCUGAAGUGCAACGGAGUCUCUUAAAGUGUUUAAGAGCACGACGAAACCAGAUGUCUGCAGUCUUUUUCAAAAAGCAUGCCAAAAAAUUUGCUACUACACUAAUGGAUUUUAACUGGAGACUCAUAUUGCUGAUGGGUUCCAGUAAAAUAGCUAGUUUAAAAGAGCCUGUAUUACAAUUGGACUUGCUUGUAGAAGAUCAACAAGAUGACCGUAUUGUAGGCAUUGAAUUAAAUAGGGAUGAACUGGAUUCUCUCAUAAAUGUUUUGGAAUCUAUACCACAUUAAUUUCUUUUGUGAAUAAAGUCUUGAAUUAGAAAGAAA